Galdieria sulphuraria is the source of this 3474-nucleotide messenger RNA. Its product is annotated as isoleucyl-tRNA synthetase isoform 1. Gene Ontology annotation, molecular function: aminoacyl-tRNA deacylase activity; isoleucine-tRNA ligase activity; ATP binding. The record is from RefSeq and is a predicted model, not a curated record. The coding region runs from base 12 to 3182 and encodes 1056 amino acids. Gene Ontology annotation, biological process: isoleucyl-tRNA aminoacylation. The transcript has 7 exons. NCBI's taxonomy places the organism in Eukaryota, Rhodophyta, Bangiophyceae, Galdieriales, Galdieriaceae.
UUUUAAUGAACAUGUCAAAGCGAGAUGCUCUCGAUGAAGUUCCUGAAAGAGUUUCUUUUCCUGAAGAAGAGAGAAAAAUACUUCAAUUCUGGGAAGAGAAAAGUGCCUUUCAUACUUCUAUGGAUAUGAGUAAAGGUCGACAAACAUUUAGUUUUUACGAUGGACCUCCUUUCGCUACCGGGUUACCGCAUUAUGGCAAUAUCUUGGCAGGAACUAUUAAAGAUGUAGUGACUCGCUAUGCAUAUCAGACAGGGCAUGAUGUUCCGAGACGAUUUGGCUGGGACUGUCACGGCUUGCCAGUAGAGCACGAGAUUGAUAAAAAACUUGGAGUGAAGUGUCGAGAGGAUGUCUUGAGGUUGGGAAUUGACAAAUACAAUGCAGAGUGUCGAUCCAUCGUUUUACGCUAUGCUUCAGAGUGGGAAACAAUUGUGAAACGUUUGGGUAGAUGGAUUGAUUUCAAGAAUGACUAUAAGACGUUAGAUAUGACUUACAUGGAAAGUGUUUGGUGGGUUUUUAAGCAAUUGUAUUUGAAAGGAUUGGUCUAUCGAGGUUUUCGUGUAAUGCCUUAUUCGACAGCUUUGAACACUCCAAUGAGUAAUUUUGAAGCCAACCUGAACUACAAAGAGAUUAGCGAUCCCUCCGUCAUAGUUUCUUUUCCGUUAUUGACUGAUCCCAAUACUUGUUUACUUGCAUGGACUACUACUCCAUGGACCCUUCCUUCGAAUCUUUCCUUGUGUGUGCAUCCAGAUUUGGAUUAUGUAACUGUGGAGGACACUAUACAAGGAAAGAAAUAUAUCUUUGCUGAAGGGAGAAAGGAAGAAUGUUUGAAAGCGCUGAGACGCGAUUCUAAGAAAGCUUCAUCGGAAGUGCUUAGGAUUACCUCUCGCUGCAAAGGAACGGACCUCAAAGGCCUUCAGUACCAACCUUUGUUUGAAUACUUUUAUGAGCGUUUUAAAGAUAAAGCAUUUCUGGUUUUGGUUGAUGAAUAUGUAACGAGUGAUACAGGUACAGGUAUUGUUCACCAGGCUCCUGCUUUUGGUGAAGAUGACUUUCGUGUUUGCUCCAAUGCUGGCAUUAUUUCUUAUAAUGAUGAAGUACCUUGUCCAAUCGAUGACAAUGGACGUUUUAUACAACCUGUAACCGACUUUUGUGGAUUGCAUGUGAAGGAAGCAGACAAAUCCAUCAUACAAUUCAUCAAAUCACUGAAUCGCUUAAUUACGAAUGAAAGAAUAGUUCAUUCGUACCCUUUUUGUUGGAGAUCGGAGACCCCUUUAAUCUAUCGAGCUGUUCCUUCUUGGUUCGUCAGAGUGGAAUCUUUCCGAAACAGAUUAACGGAAAACAAUAAAAAGUCAUCCUGGGUCCCAGAAGCAGUUCAGUUUAACCGGUUUGGAAAUUGGUUGGAGAAUGCUCGUGAUUGGAAUGUUUCUCGGAAUCGUUAUUGGGGAACUCCAAUUCCCAUUUGGAUGAGUGACGAUAAGCAAGAGAUAGUUGUUAUUGGGUCGGAAGAAGAACUUCGACAGCUAGCAGGGCUUCAAGAAAAACUCACCGAUCUACAUAGAGACUCAAUUGACCACAUAACUAUUCAGUCAAAGUCUGGCAAGGUUCUUCGAAGAGUAGACGAAGUAUUUGAUUGUUGGUUCGAGUCGGGUUCGAUGCCGUAUGCAUCGAUUCAUUAUCCUUUUGAACCAGAUUCUGAGGCAGUAUUUCGCAGUACCUUUCCUGCAGUUUUUGUUGCUGAAGGGUUAGAUCAGACGAGGGGUUGGUUUUAUACUUUGAUGGUCUUAAGUACUGCCCUAUUUGAUAAGCCAGCGUUUCAACAUUGUAUCGUCAAUGGUUUGAUACUCGCAGAAGAUGGAAAGAAAAUGUCUAAGAGACUGAAGAACUACCCCGAUCCCAUCCAAGUUACAGAAUCACACGGAGCCGAUGCUCUUCGACUAUAUUUGAUUAACUCUCCUGUGGUUCGAGCAGAAACUCUCCGUUUCAAAGAAUCGGGAGUGAGAGAAGUGGUGCGAGAUGUUAUUUUGCCUUGGUAUAAUGCGUAUCGUUUCUUUGUUCAAAAUGUAAAGCAAUAUGAGCUUGAAAUGGAUGAAGAGUUUGGUGCUAUUGAGUUGGAUUUGCUUUCCAAGUCUAAUGUGAAUGAAAUGGAUCAUUGGAUUGAGUCUUCUCUUGCCUCACUUGUGUUGUACGUACGCAAAGAAAUGGAAGCGUAUCAUUUAUAUAAUGUAGUUCCUCGUUUGUUGGGAUUCAUAGAUUCUCUUACCAAUUGGUAUGUGAGACUAAAUAGGCCUCGUUUGAAAGGCAACAGUGGAAAGAAAGAAUGGAAGACUUCCCUAACAGUAUUGGGCGACGUUCUUAUCGUAUUUUGUCGUCUUAUGGCCCCAUUUGCUCCAUUUACUUCUGAAAUGAUCUUUCAAAACUUAAAGAAAGUAGCACCUCUAGAUUCUUUUGCUGAUUCUGUCCACUAUUUGAUGAUUCCAGAGCCAAGGUUGCAUUCAAUCGAUCAAAAGUUUGAACAAACUGUUUCGUACAUUCAGCAGGUUAUCCUUUUGGGACGCAUAGCUCGUGAUAGACGAAAUGUUCCUCUCAAACAGCCUUUAAGGAAAUUGGUGAUUAUUCAUCGGGAUGCCCAAGUUUUGGAAGCUAUUCGACAACUUGAAAGUUAUAUUGUUUUGGAGUUGAAUGUAAAGCAGUUGGUUUAUACCACAGAAGAAAAACAAUAUGUUUUACUUCGUGCAGAUGCCGAUGGAAGAGCACUUGGCUCGAAACUGGGAAAAGAUUUCGCAAAAAUUCGCAGUGCAAUACAGCAACUAAGUAGCGAUGAUAUUUUUGAGUUGGAACAAAGUGGAAAAUUGGAUAUCGAAGGACAUUGCAUAUUAUUAGAACAAGUGAAAGUAAUUCGUCAAGUCAAGAAAGAUAUCACUAUGUUACAGGAAGAAUAUGAAAUGGUCGCAUCCAAUGACACUAGCGGGCUUUUAAUAUUUAUGGAUAUGAAACAGGAUGAAAAUUUGUAUGAAGAGGGCAUCGCACGGGAACUUAUCAAUCGAGUACAAAAGCUCAGAAAGAAGGCAGGGCUCUUACCAAGAGAUGAAAUUGAAGUUUUUGUAGAUACCGACGAUGUUCUUCUCAGAAGGUAUAUGACUUUGUCAUUGAAAUGCGUAUGUAGUUGCAACAUACUAACAUAACUUCCUCUUAGAAUACUUCAAAAGUAUCGCAACAACCUAAAAGAAGCUCUCCAUACUCCACCACCUUUGACAUUCGAAUAUAAGCCCAAUUACGUUCCCAUCAUUGAAUACAGCCAAGUUGAAGCAAUUCAUGAUAUGCCAUUGAAAAUAUGUUUGGUUAGAGCUGGAUUGCGUCCGAGCAGAAAACUGAUUAAAGAACUUGUGGGAGAUGAUGCGAGAACCGAAUCUGUGGUUCGAUAUUGUCUAAUAAGAGAAACUUCUGAAAUUCUUCAUCCAAGUAUGUUUUUGUAUU